UUGUCGAUGAAAUGAAGCUGUCAAAAACAGUUGCAUUUAAUCGUCAAAACCUGAUAGUUGAAGGUUUUACGGAUCUUGGGAAAUAUACACCGGAGCAUCAAAAAUCUGUUAAAGGGGAUCAUGCUCUGGUUAUGAUGUUUCAACCUUUCAAGGGUAAAUGGGUGCAAACCUUAGGAUAUUUUCUGAGUAAAGGGAGCGCAAAUGGCACAGUGCUACAUCAAAUAAUGACGGAGGCAAUCAUUCUUGCUGAAAGGGCUGGAUUAUGAAUAUGUGGGAGAAGUUUGGAGUAAACGGAAAAAACGUUAGUGUCGAGCACAUUGUAGAUCCAAAUCGACGAUUGUGGUUUUUUCGGAUUUCCCGCAUUUAAUUAAAUGUUUACGAAACGCUUUUUCGAAACAUGAAAGAUAUGAUCGUAUUUGGGUAUAGUAUAAAUAAAAAUAAAAAAUGAAUGUGUAAAUGCAAUAAUAUUAAUAUCUGACUACGUAUAUUUAUGACUUCUAUCGUGUAUGUUGCGUAGACACCAGAUGGAUUCGUGUCACUGAAUCAUUGGUAUGCUCUACUCGAUAUUCAAGAUCCAUCAGCAUAUAGCAUGUCAAUUAAUUAUAAGUUAACCGAAUAGCACAUCAAACCACAGUUUUAUAAAAACAUGAACGUUGCUUUAGCUUUUCAAGUGAUAAAACAAAAUUUUCAUUGUUUGUAACCACUCGCAGUUCUUAACUAUCUUAUUCUUUUUUUAGUUUUUUGGUGUUGCUGAGGCAAUGACUAUCUUGAGAGAUGAACAUCCGAAUUUACGUGAUUGCGACGGAACUAUAAAGUUCUGCAGUAGAGUAAAAUCUUUGAUUACAGCGAUGAAUUGUAGAACACCAGCAAAUGCAUUAAAGCCCGGAAACGCCAUGUGGAAGAGCAUAGAAAGUUUCCUGCAAUUUUUAGAAGAAUGGGAAGCAGAAGCCAAAGAUAAAAAAGAUAAUUUUGAAUUCAUCACUGAACAAACGUGCUACGGCUUAAAAGUUUCGUUAAAAGGUGCUCUCGAAAUUUGCAACUAUCUCGUUAGCGAAUGUAAUUUUAAAUAUUUGAUGACAGCGAGACUUAACCAAUUUUAUUUCUAAGAAAUAUUUAUAUUUCCAGUGGAUGCAAUGAUCAUCCCGAUUCAGCAAUCUUUCUUCAAAUGUACAAGCUCGUAUCGACAUAUUCUUUAAUUAAACCUCCAAAAGGAUCAAACGUUACCGGCAGUGAUCUCAUUGGCGUACUUGUUAUGGUAUUAAAGACAUUCCGAAGAUUGAUGAACGAAAACAGCAGUGGAACGAUCAGCUUGAUACAAUUUUGGAUAAGGGAUUAAACGUUGACAAAAUUUGCGAUGCAUCUCUUCACUUAGAUGAUCACGAUUAUUUUCAUUGUACAAUAUCAGAUUAUAUAUUGGCAUAUAUUUAGAAACGGGUGCGAAUCGGGAUUCUCCAGGUUCGCAGAUAACUCGCCGGCUCGAUAGGGUGUCGUAAUAAAUGCGAAGUCAAUUUAAUAAAAUAUAAGACUCUUUAUUCAGCUCAAACUCUCUCUCUCUUAUAAGCUCUGAUGCGUGUCGCUCGUUCGAAGCACCAGAGCGUUCUCUUGUUCUAACAUGGCGCUCGAGCCCCGCCGCGUCGCCUGAUCGCCACCUAUCGUGGCGGCUCGGAGGGGGCGCCGCGGAGCGGUGGUGGCCGGAAAGCGCGACUGCUUAAGUGAAGUCGGGCCUGGGGACCAGGCGCUGUUUCCGUCGGUGGCUCCGGUGGUGGUCGGCGGGAGCCCCCACAUAUAUCGCUGGAUUUGUCGCUCGAAGAGCAAGUCGAUUUGCUGCAAUGAAAACUAAAAAAAAAUUAAUCUGUCAGCUGCGAAGAAUGUUUGUCAUCAUUACGUUUGGGUGCAAAUGACACUUCUCCAGAAUAUUAUAAACUCAUCGAAAUGCGAAGUCGUGGUUACUUAAUUAAACCAUCCGAAAAAUUGUUUAAAUUAAUAUCAAUUUUGGAACGAGCGACGUUGCAAGUGAUGAAUACGGGAGAAGUUAGCGCGGAUACUAUUUUUAAAAUUACUGAUGCUCUCGAGAACUUGGAAAUUCCUCUUCCCUUGCUUGGAUGCGAAGAACAUCAAAUGAGUUUCACUCAUAAAAUAGUUUCUUUCUUUUUAACCACGCGCAUGUUUUUUAUAACGAAACAAGCAAACAAAAAUGACAAUAUUGAAAAAGAAAAAUCAAAAGAGAAUCGUAAAUUAUCCAAUCUAGUCAACGUAUCAAAUAAACAGAGGGGAGACGAAAUUGUGCUUGAAAAUCACGAUGAGCGAAUUAAAGAAAAAAAGCCAAGAAAACGAAAUAAUAAUAAUAAAAUUACUCAUUCCAAUACAAGAAAAUCAGGAACAAAAAAAUUACCGUCAAAAAAGUGACUUGUCAACUGAGUAGUUUUUUUUUAAUUGUUAAAUAA
Molecule: messenger RNA, 2444 nt
Organism: Nasonia vitripennis (jewel wasp)
Lineage: Eukaryota; Metazoa; Arthropoda; Insecta; Hymenoptera; Pteromalidae
Exons: 2
Coding region: 759-1106 (115 amino acids)
Source: RefSeq, a predicted model, not a curated record